CAAUGUCCAAAUCAAAAGCAAGUAGAGGUAUCAGGUAGGUAGUAUAAACUGUAAAGCUAGAAAAUGUGAAGAUAAGUAAUACUAUUUAUUUAUUUAGGUAGAAAUGGAAACAUAAUUACCAUUUCCCGCAUAUUUUUCCCAUCUCGGGAAGGCGAGGGUCGGUGGGCAAAAGAAGAAAGGCGAGGACGUCGUUUAAACCCUAAAUCCGAGACGUCUCUCCCCUCUAAACCCUAGAAAAGUAGAAAUAUCUUCUGCAUUUCCGCGCCUACUAAACCAGAUUUUUCAACAGUUGGGCUGAUGCGAAAGAUGGAAAGAAAUUGAAAUUCUAUAUAUUUUUAUUACUGUUUCUAUUUAAAUUCUGUGAAUGGAUGCACGGGAAGCUACAAGGUUAACUUCAUCUGAAGCUCAUGGAAUGAUGGUGGGUCCCAAUCCAUAUGGGUCGAGCAUACCCAACGGUUCAAUGCUCAGUCCCAACUCUGCAGGAUUGAUGCAGAGCAUGCGUCUUCCCUUCAAUUCUGUGAUCAAUUCUGUUUCCCGACCGUCGGAUUCUUCCAACUCGCCGUAUCAUGCCGAUGGGUCUUCAGGGGGUUUGAGACCAUGUGGGUUUAACAUGGGUGAGCCAAUGAAGAAGAAAAGAGGAAGACCCAGGAAAUAUGGACCUGACGGCAGCAUGGCAUUGGCAUUGGCUCCUCUAUCCUCGGUGGCUCCUUCACAUUCGACUACUCCCUCACAUCCAGUUACACCGUCAUCCGAACCUCCAUAUAAGCGGAACAGAGGGCGGCCUCCGGGUUCCGGAAAGAAGCAGCAACUGGAUGCUUUGGGGGCUGCUGGAAUUGCUUUUACUCCACAUAUCAUCACUGUCAAAGCUGGUGAGGAUGUAGCAUCAAAAAUUAUGGCCUUUUCACAGCAAGGAUCGCGCACAGUCUGUAUUCUAUCUGCAAAUGGUGCUAUCUGUAAUGUCACCCUUCGUCAACCUGCAACUUCUGGUGGCACUGUAACAUAUGAGGUUUGGUUGAAAAAAUGCUUUUAUUAAUCUAGGCUGCAUGUG
This is a messenger RNA of Nelumbo nucifera (sacred lotus), 1048 nucleotides long. The record is from RefSeq and is a predicted model, not a curated record. NCBI's taxonomy places the organism in Eukaryota, Viridiplantae, Streptophyta, Magnoliopsida, Proteales, Nelumbonaceae.